GAACGAAGAACGAUCAUGUACUCGGCCUCUGCUGCGCAAAAAGCCAAACGCCGCACUCACCAGCGGCCCGAGCUCUCUGACGAACAGAAGCAGGAAAUCAAGGAGGCAUUCGAGCUCUUUGAUACCGACAAAGACGGCGCGAUCGACUAUCAUGAACUGAAGGUUGCUAUGCGUGCUCUGGGUUUUGACCGCAAGAAGGCGGAAGUGUUGAAGAUACUGCGAGAUCACGAUAAAUCAGGCCAUGGUCUGAUGGAGUUCGAGGACUUCGCGAAAGUUAUGUCAGAGCACAUACUUGCCCGUGACCCCAUGGAGGAGAUAAGACGUGCAUUCCAGCUCUUCGACGAUGAUAACACGGGUAAAAUUUCAUUGCGGAAUUUGAGACGUGUAGCCAAGGAGAUCGGCGACCGGCUGGAGGAUGACGAACUUCAAGCCAUGAUCGACGAAUUCGACCUUGACCAAGAUGGCGAGAUAAACGAGCAAGAAUUCUUCGCUAUCAUGACGGACGACGCGUAAAGCAUUCCUCUAUCCCUUUGUUUGGGUUGUCAUUGUUCUCGCGCAUCCUGCAUCCGAUAACCACACAUCGUCUGUCCGUAUGUACGAUCUUCGUCACGUUUCUCAUGGCUGGGAUCGCUGAAGCUGCAAUGCGCAGACCUGUCACUCACCUAUAAUACACUGCUACAAUCUAGUUUGUCCCUAACCACGUACCGCACGAUUCUUGAUUGUCGUGUUUCAUCAUUGCGACCUCUAACAAUCGUACACAAGUGCAUGUAUAGUAGUAGAGCUUGAUGAUAACACUCGUAA
Messenger RNA from Punctularia strigosozonata HHB-11173 SS5, 801 nucleotides. RefSeq names its product Ca2+-binding EF-hand protein. Gene Ontology annotation, cellular component: half bridge of spindle pole body; mitotic spindle pole body. Gene Ontology annotation, molecular function: calcium ion binding; microtubule binding. Gene Ontology annotation, biological process: spindle pole body duplication. Bases 16 to 513 code for a protein of 165 amino acids. The transcript is spliced from 4 exons. Lineage: Eukaryota; Fungi; Basidiomycota; Agaricomycetes; Corticiales; Punctulariaceae. The record is from RefSeq and is a predicted model, not a curated record.